CCGAGCUCGUGUGAGCGGAGCGCGCGAGCGCUACAAAUAAAGGAACGCGCGCACCUGCGAGUCUUUACAGCUCUGGAAAGGCAGAACUGAACACCAUCCUCCGGAACUCCCGCUCAUCGCAGCCUGAUUAAAAGGUGUGGAUAUGAGGAUGCCCUGCGGCUGGUUGCUCGUGCUGUUCUCUCAUGUGCUGCUGAUGCUCGCGUGUCCUCAACUCUCGCGCUGUGCGCUCGAUUAUCCGUCAUUCACGGACAACAGCGACCCCCAGGCUGAGGGCUAUGAGAAACGAUAUAAUGAUAUUGAUUAUGACAGUUUCAUCGGCCUGAUGGGCAGGAGAAGCGCAGGAACAAACCGUGACACAAAUCCACCAUUUAGACCUAACAUGAACGACAUCUUUGUUGGAUUGUUAGGACGGAGAAACACUGUGUCUGGUAUUCCCGCUUGGAGAGGACAGAGAAGAGGCAACAUUUUCUUAAAGGGCAGAAGGCAGAGGUUUUGCUGUGGUGUAUGAAGCCGGACCUCUUUAACCCAGAAUUCAUGCAAUUUUGCCAAUCUGGAGAAAAAAUAUCCGUCUUUGUACGAUAACUAAGCUGUAUGAGUUCGUUUAUUGUCAGUGAGUUCAUUGUAGUAUAUUUUUUCCAUUUUGCAGGAUAAGAAUUCUAAGCCAUUAGUAUUCCCGAAUACAGAACGCAUCAGACAAAACAUGUGUUAAGACUUUUCAGCAACGACAUAAAAGACAGAUGAAUAUAUAAAAAGGUACACACUGUAAAUGUUAUUGCUCAUACCUUAUUUAUUUUGCAUAUGCUUAUUUAAAGUGCUGCAAAAAUACUAUUUUAUUUAUUCAUAGAAGAGACCACAUAAGAGCAGUUUAAUGUAAAAUAAGUCUUUAUUUAAUAUGCUGGUUAUUAUUCCUCAUUGAAUUAUUCUUGUCACAACUUUGCCUCACACACUCUUUUAUAAAUAAAAGAUUGCUGUGGAA
Molecule: messenger RNA, 976 nt
Organism: Puntigrus tetrazona (Sumatra barb)
Lineage: Eukaryota; Metazoa; Chordata; Actinopteri; Cypriniformes; Cyprinidae
Gene: tac3b
Product: tachykinin precursor 3b
Exons: 7
Coding region: 143-508 (121 amino acids)
Biological process (GO): positive regulation of blood pressure; tachykinin receptor signaling pathway
Source: RefSeq, a predicted model, not a curated record